Elephantulus edwardii (Cape elephant shrew) is the source of this 1815-nucleotide messenger RNA. RefSeq names its product DEAD (Asp-Glu-Ala-Asp) box helicase 5 (gene DDX5). The record is from RefSeq and is a predicted model, not a curated record. Gene Ontology annotation, cellular component: cytoplasm; nucleus; ribonucleoprotein complex. The transcript has 12 exons. NCBI's taxonomy places the organism in Eukaryota, Metazoa, Chordata, Mammalia, Macroscelidea, Macroscelididae. Gene Ontology annotation, molecular function: RNA binding; ATP binding; RNA helicase activity. Gene Ontology annotation, biological process: alternative mRNA splicing, via spliceosome. Bases 40 to 1815 code for a protein of 591 amino acids.
UCUCUUCUUCCUUACGCACUAACCGCAACCAUUGACGCCAUGUCGAGUUAUUCGAGUGACCGAGACCGCGGCCGGGAUCGAGGGUUUGGAGCACCUCGAUUUGGAGGAAGUAGGGCAGGACCAUUAUCUGGAAAGAAGUUUGGAAACCCUGGAGAGAAGCUAGUUAAAAAGAAAUGGAAUCUUGAUGAGCUGCCCAAAUUUGAGAAGAAUUUUUAUCAAGAACACCCUGAUUUGGCUAGGCGCACAGCGCAAGAUGUGGAGACAUACAGAAGAAGCAAGGAAGUUACAGUUAGAGGUCACAACUGCCCAAAACCGGUGUUGAAUUUUUAUGAGGCAAACUUCCCUGCAAAUGUCAUGGAUGUGAUUGCAAGACAGAAUUUCACCGAACCUACUGCUAUUCAAGCUCAGGGAUGGCCAGUUGCUUUAAGUGGGUUGGAUAUGGUUGGAGUGGCACAGACUGGAUCCGGGAAAACAUGCUUGGUGCUGGCGCCAACUCGGGAACUGGCCCAACAAGUGCAGCAAGUGGCUGCAGAGUACUGUAGAGCAUGUCGUUUGAAGUCUACUUGCAUUUAUGGUGGAGCUCCCAAGGGACCUCAGAUACGUGAUUUGGAAAGAGGUGUGGAGAUCUGUAUUGCAACACCUGGAAGGCUGAUUGACUUUUUAGAAUGUGGAAAGACCAAUCUAAGAAGAACUACCUACCUUGUCCUUGAUGAAGCAGAUAGAAUGCUUGAUAUGGGCUUUGAACCCCAAAUACGGAAGAUUGUGGAUCAAAUAAGACCUGAUAGGCAAACCCUAAUGUGGAGUGCAACUUGGCCAAAAGAAGUACGACAACUUGCUGAAGACUUUUUGAAGGAUUACAUUCACAUAAAUAUCGGUGCACUGGAGCUGAGUGCAAACCACAACAUUCUUCAGAUUGUGGAUGUGUGUCAUGAUGUGGAGAAGGAUGAAAAACUUAUACGGUUAAUGGAAGAGAUCAUGAGUGAGAAGGAGAAUAAAACUAUUGUUUUUGUGGAAACCAAAAGACGAUGUGAUGAGCUUACCAGAAAAAUGAGGAGAGAUGGGUGGCCUGCCAUGGGUAUCCAUGGUGACAAGAGUCAACAGGAACGAGACUGGGUUUUAAAUGAAUUCAAACAUGGAAAAGCUCCUAUUCUGAUUGCUACAGAUGUGGCCUCAAGAGGGCUAGAUGUGGAAGAUGUGAAAUUUGUCAUCAAUUAUGACUACCCUAACUCCUCAGAGGAUUAUAUUCAUCGAAUUGGAAGAACUGCUCGCAGUACCAAAACAGGCACAGCAUACACUUUCUUUACACCUAAUAACAUAAAGCAAGUGAGUGACCUUAUCUCUGUGCUUCGUGAAGCCAAUCAAGCAAUUAAUCCCAAGUUGCUCCAGUUGGUUGAAGACAGAGGUUCAGGUCGUUCCAGGGGUAGAGGAGGAAUGAAGGAUGAUCGUCGGGAUAGAUACUCCGCAGGGAAAAGGGGUGGAUUCAAUACCUUUAGAGACAGGGAAAAUUACGACAGAGGUUACUCUAGUCUGCUUAAGAGAGAUUUUGGGGCAAAAACUCAAAAUGGUGUUUACAGUGCUGCAAAUUACACCAAUGGGAGCUUUGGAAGUAAUUUUGUGUCUGCUGGUCUACAGACCAGUUUUAGGACUGGUAACCCAACAGGGACUUACCAGAAUGGUUAUGAUGGCACUCAGCAAUAUGGAACUAAUGUUCCAAAUAUGCACAAUGGCAUAAACCAACAGGCGGCAUAUGCAUAUCCUGCUACUGCAGCUGCACCCAUGAUUGGUUAUCCAAUGCCAACAGGAUACUCUCAAUAA